GAUGAGGUGAAGAACAAUCUCAUAGACAUGGAGAGAGAAGUAGUUUAUUCAUCAGGAAAUCCAGAAACAAAUGUAGACAAACUAUAAAUACGUCCGUAAAAUUAAUAGUCAAAUGUGUGGUUUAGUCUGACAUGAAGAAAUAGAUUCUGUGUUGAUAAAAUCUUUUUAUUUGACUUUAAUACAUUCUUCCAGUUGUUCUCUGUUAAUGAACUACUGGUGGAGUUUGACAAACACAAACACAACUCUGCUCCAUCUACAGGUCAAAUGAUAGAACUACAGGAAUAAACAGCAUUUAAAAUCCACACAGUAGAUAAUAGAGAAUAUGUUCUGGACAAGUUAGAGUCUGACUGUUAACAAUCUGGACUUCACCUCCUUUUGACUCAGGUCAAUGAAUUAAUUGAGGAGAAGAAGAAGCUGCAGGAGGAACUGGAGACCAGAAACAAAGAGAUGGAGGAGAUAAAAGAUGAGUCAGAGAAAAACAAAGCUGCUGCUUCCAGGUCUAUCAGGCCUUUCAGGCCAACAGAGCCCUACAACAAUCAGAAGGAACUGGAGUCACUGAAGAAGGAGAAGCUCAAAGAGAAGGAGAAGAAAAGAGAAAGAGCUGAGAAAGAAGUGGAGACACUGAAGAGGAAACUGGAGACUGAGAACAGCAGCAGCUCAGACAGUCAGGAGACGUUAAGAGGCAUCGAUGUGGUGGUUAAUGAUGGCUACAGGUUUAUCAGUCUGAGAAACAUGUCUGAUCAGGACAAACCACUGGGAGGACGUCAGUUAAAAGUCCAGAUCAACAAUAGUGAACCCAUCACAUACACAUUUGAUCCAUCAGUGAAACUCAAGGCUGGAAAGUCUGUUGCUUUAUGCCGUCCAGGCUUUGCUGUACCCUCUCUGGACACUAGUUACCUGGUGUGGAUGGACCUGAAGUCCUGGAAGUCUGGAGACAGAGUCCAGGUCUCUCUGCAGUGAAAUAGUUCCCAGUUGAACUCCUUCAAUAAAGUUCAGUAAUCCAGCAAACAGCAACAUUAUAGAUGAGAAACAGCACGACUCAGAUCUUCCUGCAGAAACC
Messenger RNA from Mugil cephalus (flathead mullet), 1060 nucleotides. RefSeq names its product lamin-A-like. The record is from RefSeq and is a predicted model, not a curated record. The transcript is spliced from 7 exons. The coding region runs from base 448 to 960 and encodes 170 amino acids. NCBI's taxonomy places the organism in Eukaryota, Metazoa, Chordata, Actinopteri, Mugiliformes, Mugilidae.